GCCCGAGCCCGGAGCCGCGCCGGAGCGCGAGGUGGGCGCGGGCCUGCCGGAGGCGUUCUCCCGGCUCUGGACCGACGUGAUGGGCAUCCUGGACGGCUCCCUGGGAAACAUCGAUGAUUUGGCACAGCAAUAUGCAGAUUAUUACAAUACCUGUUUCUCCGACGUGUGCGAGAGGAUGGAGGAGCUGAGGAAGCGGCGGGUUUCCCAGGACCUGGAUGUGGAGAAACCCGACGCCAGCCCCACGUCACUUCAGCUGCGGUCCCAGAUCGAAGAGACGCUCGGCUUCAGCAGCGUCGCGUCAACACCUGAGGUGGACAGAAAGAAUCCUCUUCAUAAGUCGAACUCAGAAGACAGCUCAGUGGGAAAAGGAGAUUGGAAGAAGAAAAAUAAGUAUUUCUGGCAGAACUUCCGAAAGAACCAGAAAGGCAUAAUGAGACAGACUUCAAAAGGAGAAGAUGUGGGCUAUGUUGCAAGUGAGAUAACCAUGAGCGAUGAGGAACGGAUUCAACUGAUGAUGAUGGUCAAAGAAAAGAUGAUCACCAUUGAGGAAGCCCUGGCCAGGCUCAAGGAAUACGAGGCCCAGCACCGGCAUUCUGCUGCCUUGGACCCUGCCGACUGGCCGGACGGCUGUGACCCAGCCUUUGAUGCCUCCUCAAACUGCAAUUCAAGAGAACAAUCGGAUGAUGAGACCGAGGAGUCUGUGAAGUUUAAGAGGUUACACAAGCUGGUAAACUCCACUCGCAGAGUGAGAAAGAAAUUAAUAAGGGUGGAAGAAAUGAAAAAACCCAGCACUGAAGGUGGGGAGGAGCCGGGGCUGGAUAGCCCACCUGUCCUGGACGAGAGGUCCGCCCUCUACUCUGGCGUGCACAAGAAGCCCUUUUUCCUGGACGGCUCUCCAGAGAAGCCUCCAGAAGAUGAUUCCGACUCUCUCACCACCUCGCCGUCGUCCAGCAGCCUGGAUACCUGGGGAGCUGGUCGCAAGUUGGUCAAAACCUUCAGCAAAGGCGAGAGCCGGGGCCUCAUUAAGCCCCCCAAGAAGAUGGGGUCAUUCUUCUCAUAUCCAGAAGAAGAAAAGGCCCAGAAGGUUUCCCGCUCCCUGACGGACGGGGAGAUGAGGAAGGGGCUUGGGUCCCUGAGCCACGGGAGAACCUGCAGUUUCGGAGGCUUCGACUUGACAAAUCGUUCUUUGCACAUUGGCAGUAGCAACUCGGACCCAAUGGGUAAAGAAGGAGAUUUUGUGUACAAAGAAGUAAUCAAAUCACCCACUGCCUCCCGCAUCUCUCUUGGAAAAAAGGUGAAAUCAGUGAAAGAGACAAUGAGGAAGAGAAUGUCUAAGAAAUACAGCAGCUCUGUCUCUGAGCAGGACUCGGGUCUUGACGGCAUGCCUGGCUGCCCCCCAUCUUCACAGCCCGACGGGGAGCACACGGACAAGCCCAAGCUCAAAGCCGGAGGUUCGGUGGAGAGUCUGCGCAGUUCCCUGAGCGGCCAGAGCUCCAUGAGUGGUCAGACUGUAAGCACCACCGACUCCUCCACCAGCAACCGGGAAAGUGUCAAGUCGGAGGACGGCGACGACGAGGAGCCCCCAUACCGGGGCCCCUUCUGUGGGCGCGCCAGGGUGCACACGGACUUCACGCCCAGCCCCUACGACACAGACUCCCUCAAGCUCAAGAAAGGAGACAUCAUCGACAUCAUCAGCAAGCCACCCAUGGGCACCUGGAUGGGCCUGUUGAAUAACAAGGUUGGCACCUUCAAAUUCAUCUAUGUGGAUGUGCUGAACGAAGAGGCGGAAAAGCCCAAGCGCCCGGCCAGAAGGAGGAGAAAAGGAAGGCCCCCCCAGCCCAAAUCCGUGGAGGAUCUCCUGGACCGGAUCAACCUGAAAGAGCACAUGCCCACUUUCCUGUUCAAUGGGUAUGAGGACCUGGACACUUUUAAACUCCUGGAGGAGGAAGACUUGGAUGAGUUAAACAUCAGGGACCCAGAACACAGAGCUGUUCUCUUGACAGCGGUGGAGCUGUUACAGGAAUAUGACAGUAACAGCGACCAGUCGGGAUCCCAGGAGAAGCUGCUUGUGGACAGCCAGGGCCUGAGGGGGUGCUCGCCGAGAGACUCUGGGUGCUACGAAAGCAGUGAGAAUCUGGAAAAUGGCAAGACUCGGAAAGCUGCCCUUCUCUCUGCCAAGUCAUCGGCCGAGUCCAGCUUGAAGUCUUUCCACAAGACUCAGAUGGGCAACUACCCAACGCUGCCUUUGACCAAGCCGGUGGAAGGGCUGGCGCAAGGCGAGGAGGGCCGGCCGGGCGGCGCCCGGGCCCCUCACGCGGCCAAGCCCUGUGUCCAGCCGUGCGGGACGGGGCUGAAUCAAAACCGAAGGAGCCUGCCCGUUUCCAUCUGCCGGAGCUGUGAGACCCUGGAGGACCCCCAGACCGUGGAAGCCUGGCCCCGAUCUCAUUCCCUGGAUGACCUUCCAGGAGAGCCCGAGGCCGAGAAAGGCGCGGCCCGCCCCGUGCCAGCAGCCUCUGCGCAGACUGUACCAGAAGUGCCACAGAAGACAGCGCCCAGCGCCGCCACGGUGCCGGGCCCCGGCCGAGACGCUGCUGUUGACAAUGCAUCGCUACUGACCCAAAGCAAGAGAUUUUCCGAAUCUCAGAAAGUGACUCCUAAGAAACUGGAUGUCCCAAGCGCAGCCUCUGCGCAGGGCGCGUCACCUCCGUGCGUGCCCCCAAACUCUGAGGCGUGCCCUCCCGCAGCUAAGCACAGUUUAACAAGGACGCCCCUCGAGGGUCUUAGGAAAGGCCUCAAUUUCGGAGAAACUUGUCAUCCCCCGAGCCCCAGAGACGGGGGAGAUGCUGAGCAGAGGUCCCCGGAGGCGAGGACUCAGGCAAAGACGCCUUCGCAGCCUCCACCGGUGCCCGCCAAAAAGAGCAGGGAGCGCCUCGCCAAUGGACUCCCCCCGGGCGCCCCCGGGCCUGCCGCUCCCGAAGCGCCCAGCCUGCCGGUGAAAAGGGGCUGCAGCCCCGGCGACUGCCCCCCAGCCCAGGCGGCCAGGCCCCCCUCAGGACAGGAGCCGGGCAGCCCCCUGACCGCAAGACGGCCGCCCUGGCUGGCCGAGCUUCCUGAGAGCGCCAGCCUGCAGGAGCACGGCGUGAGGCUGGGCCCCGCGGGGACCAGGAAGGUCUCCUGUGUGCGGGGCGUGGAUCUGGAAAUGCUCACGGAAAACAAGCUCCGGGCCGAAGGCAUCGACCUCACGGAGGAGCCCUAUUCUGACAAGCACGGGCGCUGUGGGAUCCCUGAAGCCCUGGUGCAGAGAUACGCAGAAGACUUGGAGCAGCCGGAAAGGGACGUGGCCACCAACAUGGACCAGAUCCGCGUGAAGCAGCUGCGGAAGCAGCACCGCAUGGCGAUCCCAAGCGGUGGGCUCACCGAGCUCUGCAGGAAGCCCCUGUCUCCGGGCUGCGUCUCGUCCCUGUCAGACUGGCUCAUUUCCAUCGGUCUGCCCAUGUACACCAGCGCCCUCACGGAAGCGGGCUUCAGCACGCUGGGCCACGUGCCUUCUCUGUCACACACAUGCCUUCAGGAGGCUGGCAUCACAGAGGAGAGACACAUAAGCAAGCUCGUGUCUGCAGCCAGACUCUUCAAACUGCCGCCAGGCCCUGAGGCCAUGUAGCCAGACCCCCACAUGGACCUUCUGGACCAGAGCCAUGCUGUCUCUGCGCUUCAGUGCUGAUGGGACUCUUCCUCCACUGGACACGCAGCCCAGAUCCAGAAGAAAGGCCCAGUGUGUGGCCAGAGCGCGACAGCUUGGCACAGGACCCAUGGCCCUCUGUUCUCCAGAAUAGCACCCUCGAGAACAUUGAUGAGGUUCUCUUUGACCCCCAAAGAAAAGACAAGCACUUAUUUUUAUUUCUGGAACACAAAAGAACCAAGAUGCCAACUUGCCACAAAAUCGGUGCCUCCAGUCUGUCCUUGUCCGUGGGACAGGGGGCCGGAAGCAGAGGGGGGGUGGGGUGGCCUGUUCCGAUCUGAGUGCCCUCGCCCUUCUGUCUGUCACCUGCGGGACCCCUGAGGCCAGGCGGGUUGUAGGUAGGCCAGAGGAACAGGCUGGGGAGUGACUGUGCACCACUACCACGCUCAUUUGUUCAAAGUAAGAAAAUCUGGCUGCUGUUGGGAAAAAAAUCCUAUUCUCCUUUAGAUAAACAAGAGACGUUUUAAUAAUUGCUUUCUCACAAUCAGCUUUUAUUUGCCUUAAUAUAAGCUUUUACGCAGUUACUUAACUAGUGUUCACUGCCCUGUAACCAUAGUCCCAACUCUUCAGCUUAAGCUGCCAUCUGAUGUACCUGGGAUGUUUUCAGCAAAAAUGGGCUUUUCUAACUGUCUUAUGCUAACAUGGCUUAAUUUGUGAGUGUAUUUUUCAGACACAAAUUUCAUGUCGGCUUUCAGUUUUUAAGCUGCAUACAGAUCCAGUAAGAUGCUAUCUGAAACUCACAGACAGUGUGUGCGCACACGUGUGCAUGCAUGUGGCAAUUACUUUCACUUUAGCCAAUUUGAUGUUGAUUCCAUGUUGUCUUCAUGCUGUGGCGUCAACCCGGCCCUGCCCAUGUCCGUUCCAUUAUUCAGCCGUAGCUAGCAGAUGACCUUUGCAACAAGUCAUUCUUAGGAUGAAUAGUUAGAAAGAUUAUUUUUUGUAAAGAGAAGUAGCUUAUAAGAGAUUUUUUCAAGGUUUUUUUUUUUUCCAGUUUUACAGUGAAGAUACUGUUUUCCUUUUUUAUUUAGACAAUUCUUUUAAUUCCAGUGAAAGUCCAUACGGAGCCAAACCAACCACGUUAGCCAUGUUGUAAGUCAUGCCCGUUUUCAAUUGUUUUUCGACAGAUUUCAGUCUUUUUUAGUCUAGUGACCGAUUUUCUAGCAAACGACAACUACGUAUUAAGGUUUCCAUUACUUCCAUGACGAUUUUCCUUUUCAUUCUCAUCAUAAACACUCUUAGGUUCUGAAAGUGAUCAUUUAUCAUAGAAACACUUUGAACACGAAGCCUUGGUGAAAAUUCUGUAAUAUUUCAUCAACUCCUUAAAACAUGCUUUCCCUCAGGGAACAAAGAAGUAAUUUCAUUGCUUACGAAGCCAUCGUUAGCAUUUGCUUUCUGUUUCUGAGGAAAAAGACAUUCUCAGGUGGUAACAUUUUUUCCCAUGCAUUAAAGUAUGCUUUUAAAGUAAUAGGUGUUUCUUCAGUAAUACUCACCUUCUACGAGAUGCCAUGUGAAGCGGUGGAGGUAUAGAGGAAAAAGCUCAAAGCUGCCAAGUUUCUAUUGAACUCGUAACAACAGCCCAUUUUUCUCAUCUCCAGUCAUGACAUCCCAGCAAGUAGAGCCCAUUUGGAGAGGAACGAGGCUGCAGGCUUCUCGUGCAUGAUUGAGCUAUAUUUUCAGUGCUGUAGUGGGGUUGGGUGCCCACAAGUUGUCUCCUCCUCCUGCGUUUGAAUUACUCAUCGGGAGGGUCCUGCUCACUGUAUAAACUGAGCAAAUAGACAGGUGUGCUGGGCCAGGUAACAGAGGAGGAGACCCUUCGUGCGUUUCCAAAUUUUAGUUCAUUUUCAGUGUAAGAUUUCCAUUUCAAUAAAGUGGCACCAGGAAAGGGAACGUUCUGAGUUUGAGUUUUUGAGACUGCCAAACUGUAUUUUUGUCACUCCUUUUUGGAAUUGAAUGCCUUUGCCUAGAAAAAUCAAAUUCAGGGACCAUGAGUAAUUGUCAGUGGGAAGGUCUUCCUAACCUGAGUGGUCUGAGCUUGGUUUUACUUUAGUGUACUUCUUUUGAAACUUUUGUUUUUGAAUCUUGUAGUCAUUUUUGUUCUUCUUUUGCUUUCAACGUUUAAUUCGAUUCUAGAAUGUUUGUGCGUGACAUUUGACUGAGGUGGUUGGGGGCUGCCUGGGAACUUGACAGGACAGGGGGGGCGGGGCUUCAGCGAUACCCAGUUUUAGCUCGUUGCACUUGGUCGGGAAUGUUGAGGAACAGUGAGAAUAGUCCUUGGAAAGCACAAAAGCGACCUGGUUCAGGUAGCUUCACCUUCACUGUGUCAUUUUUACUUUGAAGCUGUCAGAAGGAAUGCAGCCAGCCCAAGACACAUUCGCCUUCCCAGACAGCCAAGGAGCAGAUGCAUUCCCAUGGCCUUGCCUUAGUCAGAGGCCCCUUUCUCUGUCCUGAACCCAGAUAUGGGUGAACUUGGAGAUUGCUCGUCUGUUAGAAUUAAGUUGCUGGCAUAGCAAAGUUUGCUUUCCUAACUGCAGCAAAGAAGUCAGCUCACCCAGACAAGGCUGCAUGUGUGUACUGUAUUAUUUUUGGAAAAAAAAAAAAA
Condylura cristata (star-nosed mole) is the source of this 6338-nucleotide messenger RNA. It is a transcript of the gene SASH1, whose product is annotated as SAM and SH3 domain containing 1. NCBI's taxonomy places the organism in Eukaryota, Metazoa, Chordata, Mammalia, Eulipotyphla, Talpidae. The record is from RefSeq and is a predicted model, not a curated record. Gene Ontology annotation, molecular function: protein binding. The coding region runs from base 80 to 3661 and encodes 1193 amino acids. The transcript is spliced from 20 exons.